Alosa alosa (allis shad) is the source of this 4944-nucleotide messenger RNA. Its product is annotated as NACHT, LRR and PYD domains-containing protein 12-like. The record is from RefSeq and is a predicted model, not a curated record. The transcript has 17 exons. NCBI's taxonomy places the organism in Eukaryota, Metazoa, Chordata, Actinopteri, Clupeiformes, Clupeidae. Gene Ontology annotation, molecular function: protein binding. Bases 162 to 4382 code for a protein of 1406 amino acids.
GGAAAUCCGUGUUAUGUGGCUAGGCUAAGGUGAAAACGAAAGGAUCAGCAUAUCAACUCGAGCCUGUAGUCCAUCCUGGUGGAAAGACGGAGCUACAAUGAAAAACUGAACUGCUACCACAGACACACAGACCAGUGUCUCCAGUUUCCAGCUGUGUGUCUAUGAAGAGUGAUUGUUUCAUGGAUGGAUCUCGGAAGUUCAGCAGUGGACCACCACAGUCUGAUCCAAAACCACAGACACACAGACCAGUGUCUCCAGUUCCCAGCUGUGUGUCUAUGAAGAGUGAUUGUUCCAUGGAUGAACCUCGGAAGUUCAGGAGUGGACCACCACAGUCUGAUCCAAAUGUUUUCAAGAACCUCCUGACCCAGGAUCAGUCCACAUGUGGAUUGUGUGAGCAGCUGCUGUGUGACCCAGUCAUCACCAGCUGUGAACACAGUUUCUGCAGGCAGUGUAUCAGCAGCUACUGGAGCCAGUCUGGUCCAUCAGGAGACCACAGCUGCCCACAAUGCAGAAAGAGAUUCAGAACACAACCUCUUCUAAACCCUCCAGUAAAAAGGGCCAAACUAACAGAUGACCAUGUCCUGGCCAGAGUACUGAUGACCCAUAAAGCCAGUAUGAAGAGGAGGUUUGAGAGCAUAUGUGAAGGCAUCAUAAGGUCAGGGACUCAAACACUCCUAAACAAGAUCUACACAGAGCUUUACAUCACACAGGGAGAGAGUGAAGGGGUGAAUAAUGAACAUGAAGUUUGGCAGGUAGAGUCAGCAUCCAGGCCACAAACUACAGAGGACACAGCGAUCAACUGUAAUGACAUUUUCAAGCCCUUACCUGGACAGGAGAGACACAUCAGAACUGUGAUGACCAAGGGGAUUGCUGGCAUUGGAAAAACUGUCUCUGUGCAGAAGUUCAUCCUUGACUGGGCAGAGGAGAGAGCUAACCAGGAAGUAGAUUUCAUGUUUGUGCUUCCGUUCCGUGAGCUGAAUUUGGUCAAACAUGAUCAGUACAGUCUUCACAGGCUCCUGCUUGACUUCCACCCUGAGCUUAGGGAGGUACAGGAUGGUGAAUACAAAGACUGCCACAUUGUGUUCAUCUUUGAUGGUCUGGAUGAGAGUCGACUUCCACUCAAUUUCCAAGGCAACCAAAAGUUGUCUGAUGUGACACAAACAUCAUCAGUGGAUAUGCUGAUGACGAGCCUCAUUCAGGGAACUCUGCUUCCCUCUGCUCUCAUCUGGAUAACCUCCCGACCAGCAGCAGCCAGUCAGAUCCCUUCUCAGUGCAUCAGUCAGGUGACAGAAGUACGAGGGUUUAAUGACCCACAAAAGGAAGAGUACUUCAGGAAAAGGAUCAGUGACCAGAAUCAAGCCAAAAGAAUCAUCUCACACAUUACGGCAACCAGGAGUCUCCACAUUAUGUGCCACGUGCCAGUUUUCUGUUGGAUCUCAGCCACUGUCCUUCAGCAGAUACUGGAACACGAUGAUGGGAAGGAAGCCCCCAAAACUCUAACUGAGAUGUUCAUACACUUCCUGCUCAUCCAGACCACCAGGAAGAACCAGAAGUAUCAAGAGGAAAGUGAGACAGAUAGACAGAGGCUCCUGGAAGCACAUAAGGGUGUCCUAUUGAAACUGGCAGAGCUGGCGUUCAAGCAUCUGGAGAAUGGCAAUCUCAUGUUCUAUGAGGAAGACCUGAGAGAGUGUGGCAUUGAUGUCAGUGAAGCCUCAGUGUACUCUGGCAUGUGCACUGAGAUCUUCAGGGAGGAAUGUGUGUUUCACCACAAGAAGAUCUUCUGCUUUGUGCAUCUGAGCAUCCAGGAGUUUCUUGCUGCACUUCAUUUGUUUGUCUCUUUUCUGAACAUCACGUCUUAUUUUGACUUGUUUGAGUUAUUGUUGAGAGCAAUGGAUAAAGCUUUGGAUAGCAAGAAUGGACACCUGGACCUUUUCCUCCGCUUCCUUGUAGGCAUCUCAGUGGAGAGCAAUCAAGCCCUCUUACAAGGCUUGCUGACAAACACACACAGCAGCUCAGAGACCAUCAAAAAAACAUGUCAAUAUAUCAAGGAACUCAAGAGGAAGGACCCAUCUCCUGAAAGAUACCUGAACCUUCUCCACUGCUUAUUUGAAAUGAAUGAUCAUUCUCUACAUGAAGAAGUCCAAAAAUAUCUGAUAUCUCCAGAUGGCUUCUUAGGUGAAUUGUCACCUGGCCACUGUACAGCACUGGCCCACCUGCUUCUGAUGUCUGAGGAGGUGCUGGAUGAGUUGGCCUUGAGCAAAUACAGAACCUCAGAGGAGGGACUAAACAGACUCGUACCUGCUGUGAGAUGCUGCAGGAAGGCUGUACUUACGGACUGUAAGCUUACAGAGAAGUCCUGGAAGAUUGUGGUCUUAGCUCUUCAGUCUGCAAAUUCCCUCUUAAGUGAGCUGGACUUGAGUCAGAAUGACUUGCUAAAGUCAGGAGAAAAGCUGUUCUCUGCUCUUCAGAGUCCAAACUGCAAAUUGGAGACUCUAAGACUUGCUGGCUGUAAGCUAACAGAGAAUUCUUGUGAGAUUGUGGCUUCAGUUCUGCAGUCUGCAAACACCCACUUAAGAGAGCUGGACCUGAGUCAGAAUGACCUGCAGAAGUCAGGAGAAAAGCUUCUUUCUGCUCUACAGAGUCCAAACUGCAAACUGGAGACUCUGAGACUUGUUGGAUGCAAACUGAGGGGAAGAUUUCUGGCCUUGGCUCACCAAAGGGCAAACCCCCACUUAAGAGAGCUGGACAUGAGUGGCAGUGAGCUUGAGGACUGUGGAGGAGAACUACUCCAUCAACCAAUGAAUCAUCACUGUAAAGUCAGACUUAUCAGCUGUAGACUCAAAUACAGCUCCUCUGAGGUUGUGGUCUCAGUUCUGCAGUCAUAUAUUUCUCAACUGAGAGAGUUGGACAUGAGUGGUUGUGAUCUGCAAACUUCAGAAGAGAAGCUGCUCUCUGGUCUUAGAAACCCAAACUGCCACCUGGAGAAACUGAGACUUGUUGGCUGUAAACUGAGAGGAAUAUUUUUGGCCUUGACUCUUCAGUGGGCAAACUCCCACCUAAGAGAGCUGGACAUGAGUGACAGUGAGCUUCUGGACUGUGGAGGAGAACUGCCCCAUCAAUCAGCAAAUCAAGACUCUGAAGUGAGACUUAUCAGCUGUAGACUCAAAUACAGCUCCUCUGAGGUUGUGGUCUCAGUUCUGCAGUCAGAUAUUUCUAAACUGAGUGAGUUGGACAUGAGUGGCUGUGAUCUGCAAACAUCAGAAGAGAAGCUGCUCUCUGGUCUUAGAAUCCCAAACUGCCACCUGGAGAAACUGAGACUUGUUGGCUGUAAACUGAAAGGAAGAUUUUUGGCCUUGGCUCUUCAGUGGGCAAACUCCCACUUAAGAGAGCUGGACAUCAGUGACAGUGAGCUUCAGGACUGUGGAGGAGAACUGCUCCAUCAACCACAGAAUCAAGACUGUAAAGUGAGACUCAUCAGCUGUAGACUCAAACGCAGCUCCUGUGAGAUUGUGGUCUCAGUUCUGCAGUCAUACAUUUCUCAACUGAGUGAGUUGGACAUGAGUGGCUGUGAUCUGCAAACAUCAGAAGAGAAGCUGCUCUCUGGUCUUAGAAACUCAAAAAGCCAUCUGGAAAAACUGAGACUUGCUGGUUGUAAACUGACAGAGGAAUUCUUCGGGGUUGUAGCCUCUGCUGUGCAGCACAUGGUCUCCCUGACAGAACUGGACCUGAGUGACAAUCACUUAAACAUCAAUGAAAUUCAGCUUCUGAGUGCACUGAAAAGUGGCAUCAGCUGUAAGCUGCAGACAUUGAGGCAUGCCCGUGGAGAACUGAGAAAAUAUGCCUGUGAGCUCACAUUGGACCCAAACACAGCAUACAGACAUUUCUCUUUCUCUGAGGGGAACAGAAAGGUGACACAUGUGAGUGAGGAGCAGCCGUAUCCUGACCACCCAGAGAGAUUUGACUCCUACUGGCCUCAGGUGCUGUGUAAAGAGGGUCUGUCUGGACGCUGCUACUGGGAGGCUGAGUGGAGUGGUGGUGAUGUGGUUUAUAUAGCAGUGGCAUAUAAAAGCAUCCAGAGGAAAGAGGUGAGUGGGGAAAGCAGCAGGUUUGGAUAUAAUGACAAGUCCUGGAGACUGGAGUGCUAUGGUAACAGUUACUAUGCCUGGCACAAUAAUAAGGAGACUGCCAUACCUGCCCCCUCCUCCUGCUCCAGCAGAGUAGGAGUGUACCUGGACUGGCCAGCAGGCACUCUGUCCUUUUACAGCGUCUCCUCCAACACACUCACCCACCUGCAUACACUCCACUCCACAUUCAAUGAGGCCCUCUAUCCUGGGUUUUAUGUUUGGGCUGGCUCCUCAGUGUCCCUGUGCCAGAUCACAUGAUCUCCUAAUCCUGCAACAGAGAAGAGCCACACAUUCCUGUGUGUGUGUGUGUGUGUGUGUGUGUGUGUGUGUGUGUCGGUGUGUUCUUUCUCCUGCCUGCUCUCUGUUGCAUGUUCCCAUUGUUCCCCCUGAGUUUGCCGCUCCCUAAUAGCUCCCGGGAGCUUUGGGAGAGUAUGGGCAGGUCUCAAUAUUGUGAGCUUAAAUUCCCUUAUAUAACAAAUUGUUUCUCAGGUUCAUUUGCGGCACCUUCGCGGCACUUCAGCAGCUUAGGCUUUGUGGUCGCAGGCCCUUACUCGCAGUUUCCCAAACGUUAACAAAGUAGCUCUCACAAAAACUCUUUGGAAGUCUCAAUUAUUUGCUAUAAUUAAGGGGAGUAGGUGGCUAUAUGAGCGGCCCCUCUCCUGACGUGUAGUAGGCUGAUAAGUAGCCUAGUCCGUUUGCUAGUGAAUUUCAUUGAAAGUGAAAGUUUUGAUCAGCUGCGUUCUAAAGAAUGCUUGAUUCAAGUUCAGUGUUAGCCUGAUGUUGUCAUACUCAAAUUCUAGUCAGAAUAUGAGUCUGAUAC